AAUUGGGGAGAGUUCUUCGUUUUUCUUUCUUAUUCGACAAGGGAUGACAGUACCAGUACAGCAUAAUUUAACCCAACACACACAUCCUCCAGGUCCACAAGCCAGACACUGGGCAACACACACAUUACAUAAAUACGUAAUCUCUCCUGGAAAGCGUCUACUGAGAACCCGCCUCCCCUGUAUCCUUCUCUGCUUCGUUGGUCACCAUCGGUUACACCGAUAGGUGUGACACGUCCCCGUCGCCAAGCGCCACCACCACCCCUUCGCGCCGCCGCCGCUGCAGAGCGCCGCUGCCACCCGCUCGCUCUCCCUCUCCCACGCCGCCGCCUCCGCCUCCCCCUCGCGCCGUCCUCGUCGCCGAGCACCGCCACCACCCCCUCGCGCCUCCGCCACCUCCUCUGUCGCCGCCAUCGCCGGUCACUCUUCCACCUGCACGACAUCGACCUCCACGCCUGCCGGCCGCCCCACCCCGAUGAACCCGCCUCCCGUGUCCCCCAAGCCCGCGCCGGCGGCACUCGCCUCAGUGGCGCAGGGGGUGGAGGACGACGAGGAAAAGGCGGAGGUGGAUGACGGCGGUGGCGGCGGCGGCUACGCGCGGACGCCAGAUUUGGGGUGCCCCUACUACUACGCUCCACCGAAAAAGGAGGUGGCCGCAGUAGCCAUCAGCAACGAGGAUAUGCGCACGAUGAGGGAGCGGGAGGGGAUCCCGGAGCUGGAGGAAGCGGAGACGAGGGGGCAAAGACGUCGGCGAACGCCGAGACCCCCAAAGCAGCAGAAACUCCGCUCGGAGUGGCCAAUCAAGAAGAGGCCAAAGACGUGUGCGGGCUAGGUGGCGGCAGGCUGUAGGUGGCCGUGACGCAGCCUGGGCACGAGCUGCUCGCGGUGCUCAAGGAGAUCGAGGAGCUCUUCGCGCGCGCCGCCGAGGCCGGCAAGGAGGUCACCGGCAUGCUCGAGGCCGCCUCCCGUGUCCCAGAGCUCAAAGGUCUCACCUUAACUGCGUCUCAUAGCAUUUUCUCACAUCGAUUUCUCUCUUUCUUACUGCCACUUACUCUAUCUGUUAGAAAACGAUAGAUGAACAGUGAAAACAGUGAAUCCCUUCAAGUUUUAUUGAUCUCAAUAUGUCCCCUUUGAUAGUGAGGAUUUGAAUGUGUACAAGCCUAGGAUUCUCCUAGGAUUUAAGGGAGAUUUAAGCCACUAAAUAUGGUUGAUUAUGUGUCACAAAUACACCAUAAUAUGGCUGUUACAAGUCACUUGAUUCUUGCCAUUGUUGCUCUUUGAUGAGCCUUUGAUGAGAUCAAAUAUGCCUCAUGAUGCUUUUGUAACACUCCCCCUUUUGAUCGAGUCCAUCUUGAGAUCAA
Messenger RNA from Oryza sativa Japonica Group (Japanese rice), 1358 nucleotides. RefSeq lists its product as uncharacterized. The record is from RefSeq and is a predicted model, not a curated record. NCBI's taxonomy places the organism in Eukaryota, Viridiplantae, Streptophyta, Magnoliopsida, Poales, Poaceae.